AUGUUCAUUCCUAAAACGACUUUCGUCCUAGCUGUGACGAUGCUUCUGGUGGCCUCUGGCCUUGCAGCACCGCUUGAACAACAACACGGUGCGCUGGUCAACAUGACCAACUCCAACCCCCUCGGCUUCAGUGACAGCGAACAAGCAACCAAAGACUUCGAUGGAUCGGAUAUCUCCCACUUGGGCACUCUUAUGGUUCGCGGAACGGACAAGGGCAUUUGGGCAGAGAGAACCAACAGGGAGGAGCAGUUCGUCCAAGACACGCUGUCGAAUCUGUCGAAUCUGCUGCCUGAGAAGAACAUACUCAUCUUCCACGACCAAAAGAGUCAGGCGUGCUUGUAUGGAAAUCCCUACCAUGAGCACUUUGAGCUCAACGUCGACUAUGGAGGAAGAAAAUUGACCAAGGGAUACGAAAUCCAUCUUUUCGAUGGUCAUGGAACCUUCACCCUCCACGGCGAUGGCGGCUGGAGAAAUUGGGGUGUCACCGGCUGCUACAAGCGAACGGGCGAGAAGACAGUCGAAUUCUACAAGGUCAGCAGAACUUGUCCAGAGCUGUACGCACGCAAACAUUACGUGUACACCACCGACAACACACCACCCACUCUGGCGGAUCUGCAUCUCUUUUAAGAGAGUCACAGAGCCAUGGUGGUCCAGACUUGACCUUGAUCCAGCGGCUUUGAUAACCCAACAAGAGAGGAUUGUUCCAAGACAAUUAUCAAGAUGGAGAGGUGUUCAAGGGGACCAUCGUGAACUUGCGGAAGGAGCAGAGGGGAAAGAAGGAGCGGAAGAAAAGGAAAAGGGAAAGGGAAAGGGAAAGAAGCAGAGGAGAAAGAAUCGAGUCGAGAAUCCCAGGAAACUCUACCUGUAC
Messenger RNA from Exophiala mesophila, 868 nucleotides. RefSeq lists its product as uncharacterized. The record is from RefSeq and is a predicted model, not a curated record. The coding region runs from base 1 to 627 and encodes 208 amino acids. The transcript is spliced from 2 exons. NCBI's taxonomy places the organism in Eukaryota, Fungi, Ascomycota, Eurotiomycetes, Chaetothyriales, Herpotrichiellaceae.